Molecule: messenger RNA, 1626 nt
Organism: Pestalotiopsis fici W106-1
Lineage: Eukaryota; Fungi; Ascomycota; Sordariomycetes; Amphisphaeriales; Sporocadaceae
Exons: 2
Coding region: 1-1626 (541 amino acids)
Source: RefSeq, a predicted model, not a curated record
AUGGUAUUCGCACCGAGGAGGAGGGUCUUGGCAGCAGUCUGUCUGUUCGCAACUCGGGCUGCAGCUGGCUCGCUGGCGGCUUGGUACACGGAUCUGGGACCUAGUUUGCUGCUCCAAGAUGACGAGACGAGCCACGUCCGAUACAGCCUGUGCACAAGCGAGAACACGCCCAUCUUGCCCGAGGACAAGACCAUCAUUGCGCCUCUGUACAAGUAUCAACCCAGGAACGGGACCGCGCUGGCGGGCACCGGUUGGUACGAUUCCAAGAUCACCUGGGCAUCCAUCUUUUACCAAGACACCAACGACAAUAUCGUCAACUCGUAUCUGAAAUGCGAUCCCAAUACGGGGUACUGGCUGAGCCAGGGAGACUACAUCAUUUCGGGCAACGCGCCGUCGGUGGCGACUGGCACCGGGCUGGCGGCGGUUCUGCUCGGGUCGACGGGCGGGUACCGCGUCUUUUACCACGACACCGACAUGACGAUUCGGCAGAUUGGGUACACUACCGAUUCCGGUUGGAACGAUAUUGGCGCUGUGACCCAGGACGGCAGCCUGGGCAAUGCCAUUGGUGCCGUCUACAGCGGCAAGAAGAGCAACAUCACCGUGGCGGCGGCCACGGGCAGCCAAGACAUCGAGAUCAGCCAAUGGUUCGACGACGACUCGUGGCAUAUCUCCGCAUUCCCACAACCGCUGUCCGGUGACCUGGUCACCAACGCCACCAACGCAACCUCAAUCGCACUCAACACGACCAGCGCCGCCAACUUUACGCUGCCCGCCUGGGACGGCACGGCGUCGUCCCUGGGCGUGUCCACGCACCACUCCGGUACGCGCUCCAUCUUCUACAUAGGGACGGACUCGGCGCUGCACCAAGCCAGCCAAUCCGGCAAUGAUGCGUGGCACAUCGAAGCGUCCCCCAACGCCACCUUUUGGCCCAGCCCCGACGCCGCCGCACGCGGUCAACUGGCCGUGGCUUCGGACGGGCAAAAUGGCCAGCUGCGCGUGUACUACCAGAGCGGGGGACAGAUUGUCGAGCUCAACGGCGACGGCCUCGACUGGACCAUUGCGGCUGCCGCCCUGCCCAACGCCAACUCGACCGCCAGCUCGGGGGGUACUAGCAAUGGUGGCAGCGACUCGUCGGGGUCGACUGACGACAGCAACGGCGAUGGCAGUAGCUCGAGCAGUAGCAGCAACAAUAGCAGUGGUGGCUUGUCCACGGGCGCCAAGGUCGGCGUCGGUGUUGGAGUGAGCAUGAGCGCUGUUGCGGUUGUAGGAAUCCUUGGUGGCCUCUUCUUCCUCCGCAAGAGGCAGCAGCGUCGAAAUAAAGAAUCAACAUUUGGAGGAAGUACACUUGCAGGAGGGUCCAGCAUGGCUCCGACACCGAACAUGGGCUACUCAACAGCGGCAUAUCCAAACCAUGUAUCUCCGCAAACAGCGUACCCACCAUAUGGCGUAUUGGACCAAACUGCAUAUCAUCAGUCAAACGGCUGGGAAACAUACUAUAGUCAACCACAUGUGACACCGAAACAGCCAGGCGAGCUUGAAACAGGGGCCCCAGCAGCACAGGAAAUGCCACAAAACUUUAGAUAUCAUGAAAUGGUUGGCGAAGGUCACUACAGGGAGGCGCCAUAA